This is a messenger RNA of Haliotis rubra (blacklip abalone), 279 nucleotides long. Its product is annotated as putative protein TPRXL. The transcript is spliced from 2 exons. The record is from RefSeq and is a predicted model, not a curated record. NCBI's taxonomy places the organism in Eukaryota, Metazoa, Mollusca, Gastropoda, Lepetellida, Haliotidae.
AUGCAUGUCCUCUUAGGUGACCACAAGGUCUCUGAUCUGAAAGAAGAUAUGUUAUACUCAUUGAAAAUAUUCUACCUCCUACUAUUAUCAUCAUCAUCAUCAUCAUCAUCAUCAUCAUCAUCAUCAUCAUCAUCAUCAUCAUCGACAUCAUCAUCGACACCACUACCUCCCACCUCUCGUUACCACACCAUCACCCAAAUGACUCCUACCUCCCUCCCUCUCUCGUUACCACCAUCACCCUUAUGACAUCCCUCCUCGUUACCACCAUCCCCCAAAUGA